AUGACGCCACCUCCAGCAACUUGGCGCGCGCAUCAGACGCUCUCCAUACACGCCAAACCUAUCUCCAGCCUCUCAUUCUCACCUGAUGAGGGUUUUCUAGCCUCCUCAUCGGCCGAUUCCUCGAUUAAAAUCUGGCGCUUGACGUCCUCAAACGAGCUGGAGACGUCGCCCAAGGCCUCUCUAUAUGGACAUGAGGCUGGCGUAUCUGCAGCCUGUUGGUCACCGGACUCUCGGCACUUGGCAUCGGCUUCGGACGACCGCACGGCACGACUAUGGGACGUAGAGACUGCCAAGACGCUCGCCACACUAGGCGCCACCCACCGGAGCUUGGACGCUGCGCUCACCAUUCCGUUGUCGCUCUUGGAGGGGUCCUCUACGACCUUAGGGCUGGACGAGGAUGGGAUUAGUUCUGGAGUCGUGACGGCGGACCCACCCGUCGAGUCGCAUAAAGGUUUUGUCAGCUGCGUUGCCUUCAAUCCUCAGGGAUCGCUGGUAGCCACGGGUUCUCAUGACGAGAACGUGAGACUCUGGGACGUCCGUAAUGGCAGAACAGUCGCCAUCAUUGGCGCUCAUCAGGAGCCAGUGGUCAGCGUGCAGUUCCAUCCGACGGACGGCUCGCUGUUGGUCACAGGCGGAUACGACGGCUUGGUGCGUGUGUGGGAUGUGGCUUCUCGUCAGUGUCUGCGUUCAAUUGUUACGGACCCGGCAGCGCCUGUGGGCAGUGCGAGAUUUACGCCAAAUGGUCGCUACGUGCUCAGCGCGACUCUCGAUGGCACGGUGCGUCUCUGGGAUUACAUGCGCGAUAUCUGUGUGCGCACGUACAGCGGCCAUGUCAAUCGCAAGUUCAGCAUGCAGUGCGCCUUCUUGGAGCAGCAAUGGAACCAGCAGCCUGUUGUGGCUUGUGGAUCGGAGGAUAGCCGAGUUUUCAUGUGGGAUGUGGACACGCAGAACGUGUCUUCUGUCUUGACCGGUCAUGAUCACCCUGUGCUCGCACUUGCGGCUCAUCCGACGAGUGCGCUGAUGGUAUCGGGUUCCAAUCGAGACAUUAAGAUAAGCACACAAUGA
This is a messenger RNA of Phytophthora infestans T30-4, 1065 nucleotides long. RefSeq names its product WD domain-containing protein. The record is from RefSeq and is a predicted model, not a curated record. The transcript is spliced from 3 exons. NCBI's taxonomy places the organism in Eukaryota, Oomycota, Peronosporomycetes, Peronosporales, Peronosporaceae. Bases 1 to 1065 code for a protein of 354 amino acids. Gene Ontology annotation, molecular function: protein binding.